Molecule: messenger RNA, 414 nt
Organism: Acyrthosiphon pisum (pea aphid)
Lineage: Eukaryota; Metazoa; Arthropoda; Insecta; Hemiptera; Aphididae
Product: zinc finger and BTB domain-containing protein 8A-like
Exons: 2
Coding region: 55-414 (119 amino acids)
Biological process (GO): regulation of transcription by RNA polymerase II
Molecular function (GO): protein binding; RNA polymerase II cis-regulatory region sequence-specific DNA binding; DNA-binding transcription factor activity, RNA polymerase II-specific
Source: RefSeq, a predicted model, not a curated record
AUUUUUACUCAAUGCAUUGAUGAUAUUUAUUUUUAAACUUUUUUCAAAAGUGUAAUGUCAGUAGAAGAUAUGGAUACAAUUCAGCAUUCGUCCAGUCAAAAUAAUACAAUUGAAAUUUCGGAACAAAAUUAUUUUAAAAAUAGCUUGCACCCUAUUCCAAUAUUAGAGAUCUUACAAUCUCAACGCAAAACUGGAACAUUUUGUGAUAUUAAGCUUAGAACAAGUGAUAAAUUAUUUAUUACUUUUGGUCAUCAAAAUAUUCUAAUGGCAGCUAGUCCAUAUUUCCGAGAAAUUCUUAAUACAUUAGAUGAAGAUGUUACAAUAAACAUUGCAGAUCACGAUAUUUUAGAAAUAUUAGUAGACUAUAUUUAUACUGGUGAACUUACAUUGAAAAAAGUUAACGUAGAGGUAUAA